AGAUCAAUGGUUGAAACGUUGAAACAAGUUGAAACAACGAGUACGGUAACCCAGUUGACCCCGCACAAACAACCAGAUCCCAACAAUCCACAACAAGAAGCUCCCACAAAACAACACCUCAAACUACAACACCCCAAAUCAAAAGCAAAUCUCUCUGAAAGCAGAUCAGCAACAAUUCAAAAAGCACCAUGGACCACCAAAUUUUUCUGUCGCCACCUGAGCACUUCAUCUGUCCACUCACCCUGGAGGUCAUGAGUGAUCCCGUCAUGCACAAGCAAACAGGUCAAAUCUAUGACAAAUUGGCCAUCAUGAGAUGGAUCCGCCAAUGUGGAAAGAAUGCUACCUGCCCCUUGACAAGGCAGCCUAUUACUACGUCUGAUCUAGUUGGGAAUGGAGUUCUUCGACUAGAAAUCAUGGCAUGGAAAGAUCUGCAAUAUGUGGAUGAACUGGAAGCAAAGCUUGUCAUGAUUACCUCAUGAGCUCAUGAGUAAAUCAACUCUCCUUCCAUAUUUGCGUUGAGAACCGGCGGAAAUUUAAAAAAUCGAGGGUGUUUUGGCAUCAAUACGGUUGAUGCUGUGGGACCGCCACUGUGCCCUUUGAAGCACUUAUUAUAUUGUAACUUAUGCAUAAACAAGAAAUAGAACCAAGACCAUUCAUGUC
Molecule: messenger RNA, 660 nt
Organism: Seminavis robusta
Lineage: Eukaryota; Bacillariophyta; Bacillariophyceae; Naviculales; Naviculaceae
Source: the annotation of a GenBank genome assembly